Molecule: messenger RNA, 718 nt
Organism: Archocentrus centrarchus (flier cichlid)
Lineage: Eukaryota; Metazoa; Chordata; Actinopteri; Cichliformes; Cichlidae
Exons: 2
Coding region: 67-693 (208 amino acids)
Source: RefSeq, a predicted model, not a curated record
GGCAUAUACAGCUUCGGAGAGAAUUUGCGACAGCUAGCGAUCAACCAACCACCCAUCUAAACCGUCAUGACGUCCUUCAACCCACUUGCCGGAGUGAAUCCGUCUGACCCUUUUGGAAUCAGGACCGACUUCGGAGACGUUAAAACAGCCUCAUCUGUUACACCUUCACAUCCAACACAGAUGUUGACCAUUCCUCCUCCUCCUGAUUCACCACCUCGGGCACCAUCAUCCCCACCCCACCCGUGGGUAGUGGAGCUGUCAGACGAGAGUUUGAAAAACGUCAAAAUCGCCACAAUUCGUCUACUGACGUGCGCUAUACGAAAGUAUAGAGAAGAGGUGUGUUACGGAUGUAUCGUUAACCAUCCGAGCCAAAUGCAGCAUGAAUGCAUAUGGGAAACCCCAGAGUUCUAUUUCGCUACACAUUAUGAUGAGAUAGUAAAGAUAUUGUGGACCCCAAGAUUCAUCCCGGCGGUCAGGCUCUUUCUCUGUGCCACCAGCAGCCUGUGGGAGUCACGCAACGAGCUAACAACACCCGUAAAUAUCAUUCUAACUGAAUUGUUGCCUUCAGCAAACAUUGAGCAGGCUAUGAAUGACAUAUUCUUACCUCUGAUGAGUGAAGAUGGGGAUGCAUCUGUUAAAUACGCCCAUCUAGGAAUGAUAGAACACUAUUGGUCUGGAAGACAUAUGUUGUAACAUAAUCAGUGCAUAUUUGUUGUUG